UAAUAACUUUGAGACGGAGAAUUUUUGGUUCGAAAGUCCAAAUCACCAUUCACUUCACACUCCCCCGAUCUCCGUUAUUUUCCGGCGAUCUUCCCUUAGAUCUCACCGAUCAGAUUAUUUAUACAAGCAUUAAUAGCAGUAAAGUGAGGCAUGGGGACUGAAAAUCCCAAUCAAGCUAAUGAUUAUCCAAGGCAAGCUGCUCCCUUUGCCCCUCCUCAAAGCAGCUCACCUUUUUCAUCGUCUCGUCCUGUCGUUGGAAUGCAGGCUUCUGCUUUCAGGCCGACAUCAGUCCCUAAUCCGACUGCAGUUCCUGCUCCCCCGAGUGCACCUCCAUCUUUCCCUUCUGGGCCUGUGGCUGGACCAGAGCUUCCUGGUUUUAGACCCAUGCAAGCAGCUAGGCCUGCUGCUUCUUAUGGCCCGCCAACCGGUGGACCUUUCCAACGCUUCCCAACGCCGUCGUUCCCAUCAACAGCUCAAGCACCGCCACCACGCACUUCUCCUGUUGGACAGCCUGUAUUUCCUCCAACUAUGAGACCUCCUCCUGCAACUCAGGGUCCACCCAUGUCAAAUUUUCAGAACCGACAACCACAAAUACCACCAAUGUCUAUCGGUUCUCCACCUCCAAGCGUGAACACUGUGCCUUCUAGCAAUAACGGUCCUCAGUCAGUAGAUUCACGAUACUUUUCUUCCAAUUCAAGUAUGCAGCAACCACAACCUUCGAUUGGGCCACCUCAUCCUGCUGCUGUACGGGCUCCUUCAUCAUCUGCUUUCCCUGGGUAUCCAGCUGUGCCUGUUUCUUAUCAAGGAGGUUAUGCUCCACCAACCACAUCAGGCUCCUUUACCUCUCAUCAAAGUGCUUAUGGACCGGCUCCACCCAUAGCAUCUCCUUUAGGAACGUAUGUUGGAGGCUCCUCACCGCCAACAGGUAUGUCAGGAUUGGUUGAAGACUUCAACUCACUUUCUAUCGGGUCUGCCCCAGGAUCUUUUGAUGCUGGCCUUGAUGCUAAAGCGUUGCCAAGACCACUGGAUGGUGAUGUAGAACCAAGCUCUUUUGCUCAACAGUAUCCCAUGAAUUGCAAUUCCAGAUAUUUACGGCUUACUACUAGUGCCAUACCAAGCUCUCAGUCCCUAGUUUCAAGGUGGCAUUUGCCUCUUGGAGCAGUUGUUUGUCCACUGGCAGAAUCUCCUGAAGGGGAGGAAGUCCCAAUAGUAAAUUUUGCCACAACGGGCAUUGUGCGUUGUAGAAGAUGUCGUACAUAUGUGAACCCAUAUGUGACUUUUACUGAUGGUGGAAGAAAGUGGCGAUGCAAUAUAUGUGCCAUGCUCAAUGAUGUGCAAGCUGAUUAUUUCGCUCAGUUGGAUGCCACUGGAAAAAGGGUUGAUCUAGAUCAACGUCCCGAGCUUACGAAGGGUUGUGUGGAAUUUGUUGCUCCAGCUGAGUACAUGGUGCGGCCACCAAUGCCACCAUUGUACUUUUUCCUGAUCGACGUAUCAGUAUAUUCGGUUAAAAGCGGAAUGCUUGAGGUGAUUGCACAUACUAUCAAAUCUUGUUUGGAUAAAUUGCCAGGCAGCACCAGAACCCAGAUUGGGUUCAUUACUUUUGACAGCACAAUUCAUUUUUACAAUAUGAAGUCGUCUUUGACGCAGCCUCAAAUGAUGGUGGUGUCUGAUUUGGAUGAUAUAUUUAUUCCCUUGCCAGAUGAUCUCCUUGUCAACUUGUCAGAAUCUAGAACUGUGGUGGAUGCCUUUCUGGAUAGCUUGCCUUCUAUGUUUCAAGACAAUGAGAAUGUGGAAUCUGCUUUUGGGCCAGCCCUCAAAGCAGCUUUUAUGGUUAUGAGCCAACUGGGAGGGAAAUUGUUAAUUUUCCAAAGUACUCUUCCAUCACUUGGCGUCGGUCGGUUAAGGUUGCGAGGGGAUGAUAUUCGUGUAUAUGGUUCAGAUAAAGAAAAUGCUUUAAGGCAAGCAGAAGACGCGUUUUAUAAACAGAUGGCUGCUGAUUUUACGAAGUACCAGGUUGCAGUGAACGUCUAUGCAUUCAGUGAUAAGUACACUGAUAUAGCCUCGCUAGGUACUUUGGCAAAAUACACAGGUGGUCAAGUUUAUUACUAUCCAAGCUUUCAUUCUGCCAUCCACAAAGAGAAGUUGAGACAUGAGUUAGCUAGGGACCUCACUAGAGAAACUGCUUGGGAAGCUGUGAUGCGUAUCAGAUGUGGAAAAGGGGUGCGUUUCACUUCCUAUCAUGGGAAUUUUAUGUUGAGAUCUACCGAUCUAUUAGCACUUCCGGCUGUGGACUGUGACAAAGCUUAUGCAAUGCAGUUUGCACUUGAAGAGACGUUGCUCACUACUCAAAUUGUGUACUUUCAAGUUGCUUUAUUACACACGUCAUCUUCGGGUGAAAGACGAAUUAGAGUACACACUGCUGCAGCAUCAGUGGUUUCUGAUUUAGGAGAGAUGUACCGCCAGGCAGAUACUGGUGCCAUUGUUUCUUUGCUUGGUAGAUUAGCGAUUGAAAAAUCUCUGAACUACAAACUAGAAGAGACUCGUAAUAGUCUUCAACUGAGAAUUGUCAAAGCCCUUAAAGAAUACCGUAAUCUCCACGCGGUGCAGCACCGUGUGGGAACCAGAAUGAUCUACCCAGAAUCAUUGAAAUACCUAUGCCUAUAUGGGUUGGCUCUUUGUAAGUCAACAGCACUUCGUGGUGGUUAUGCUGAUUCACAGCUUGAUGAGCGCUGUGCGGCUGGUUUCACCAUGAUGGCUUUGCCUGUUAAGAAGAUGUUAAAGCUUUUGUAUCCUAGCUUGUUACGUGUAGACGAGUACCUUGUGAAGUCAUCUAUGCAGACUGAUGACUUUGAGAAGGUUUGUAAAAGGUUGCCACUUGCUACAGAGAGCUUAGAUUCUAGAGGGGUUUUCGUAUACGAUGAUGGUUUCCGUUUAGUAGUGUGGUUCGGACAAAUGCUUUCCCCUGAUAUAUCCAGAAAUUUAGUUGGGGAGGAUCUUGCUACAGACUUUUCAAGGGCAAGUCUUGUUGAACUUGACAAUGAAAUGUCAAGAAAGCUGAUGCAGAUUCUAAAGAAACUUAGAGGGGCUGAUGCAUCAUAUUAUCCUUUAUGUCAUCUUGUGAGGCAAGGUGAACAGCCUCGGGAAGGUUUCUUCUUACUCUCGAAUCUGGUUGAGGAACAGGUUGGUGGUAUGGGUAGUUACGUUGACUGGAUACUUCAAAUACAUCGACAAGUCCAGCAAUGAUACACAAUAUGCAGCAGGUUGAGCUUAGAUUCUUUUUCUUCACUGCCUUUUCAGCUGAUGAAAAUAGAUUCAUUUGUGGUACAAUCACUGAUCUUUCAGAGUCUUUGUUUUGAUCGACCACGCUUUAAAGAGCAGUUUUUUACUGUGGGAUUUCGAGCUAAAGUGGUUAGGAAAAGACAUAAUUUUCCCCAUUGUGAUUCAUUGUUUAGAACUACCAUGGAAGAUAAAACCGGGUGUUGCUUUGGGAGCAUAUUAAAGUUUUAGGGACUGGUGCAUAUCUUUUUGUGGCAAUCAUUAAUCAUAGUCGUGAUUUCAUUUUUGUCGGUUUUACCCCUUAUAGAUUUUUUGUAGUUGGAUUUGUUUUAGAUGCCUUUUUAAGGUGGUGUACACAUCAAUGUGUAUUUGGGUUGUAUCCUCUUGUUUUUAUUCUUACGAAUGAUUUUUGUAAGGUUAAUCUAUACAGGGAAUGAAUGUUUCACUUGAGUUUAUGGAGAAACAAAAA
Erigeron canadensis is the source of this 3745-nucleotide messenger RNA. RefSeq names its product protein transport protein Sec24-like At3g07100. Gene Ontology annotation, biological process: intracellular protein transport; COPII-coated vesicle cargo loading; endoplasmic reticulum to Golgi vesicle-mediated transport. Lineage: Eukaryota; Viridiplantae; Streptophyta; Magnoliopsida; Asterales; Asteraceae. The transcript has 14 exons. Gene Ontology annotation, cellular component: endoplasmic reticulum exit site; COPII vesicle coat. Bases 151 to 3243 code for a protein of 1030 amino acids. The record is from RefSeq and is a predicted model, not a curated record. Gene Ontology annotation, molecular function: SNARE binding; zinc ion binding.